CCAAUCAACAGCCGGGGCGGUGGGGAUCCGGCUGGAACCGGUUGGGCCGCGUCCGGCUCUAUAUAAAACUUUAUAAACACCAUUCGAAUUAGUGGGGUCGCGAGCGACACGAGCGAGCCCGACAAACGGAGCCCCCCCCUUUCUGUUUCUCUCUUUCCUUCUGUUCUUCCUCCUUGCGCGGCUUCCCCGCCCCCCCUUUACAGGCGAUCGAGUUUCUCUCCUAUAGAGACGGCGCUUUUCUAUUUCCAGCCGAGCCUCCUUUCUCUCUCUCUCUCUCUCUUUCUGUCACGCGCUGCCGACAUGCCCAAGAGAAAGGCUGAAGGAGAUACCAAGGGUGACAAGGCCAAAGCAAAGGAUGAGCCACAGCGGAGAUCAGCAAGGUUAUCUGCUAAACCUGCUCCUCCAAAGCCAGAACCUAAACCUAAAAAGGCAGCUCCAAAGAAGGGUGAGAAGGUACCUAAAGGGAAGAAGGGGAAAGCUGACGCAGGGAAGGAUGGAAACAAUCCUGCAGAAAAUGGAGAUGCCAAAACAGACCAGGCACAGAAAGCUGAAGGUGCUGGGGAUGCCAAGUGAAUUGUGUGAAUUUUUGAUAACUGUGUACUUCUGGUGACUGUACAGUUUGAAAUACUAUUUUUUAUCAAGUUUUAUAACAAUGCAGAAUUUUUUGUUUUACCUUUUUUUUAAAAGCUAUGUUGUUAGCACACAGAACGCUUCGUUGUUGUGUUUUGGGGGAAGGAGUGGGGACAAAUGCCAUUGACUCUCUUACUUAGAACCUGGACUUUUAAAAGUCCCGCUUAAAUUUUACAAGAGGGGGUCUACAUGGACACAAACAAGCGGAAUUCCCUGAUAUUGUUAAUCUUUGGUUUCUGAAAUGCUUGAGUGAUCAUUGAAAUUCCCCAAAAUGCCUGUGUCUGAGAAGAAGGUACAUUUAAAACUGUACUUAGAUGUCCUCUAUCUGUUCUUUCACAUUGUCAUUUGCAUUGCAUUUACCACUCCUUUGAGUGUGGCAUAGGGUCUUUUGAUACUUGCUCUCAUAAAUCAAAUGCAUACCCACAGUGUCAGGCAAUCCAGACUUCUGGUGUCAAAUACUGAGGGAGGGAGGAUGGCUCUCAGAUGAGCCACAUUUCUUUUUAUAUUGUGAAUCUUCAGAUUAAGAAUUCUACGGUUUUGUUUUCCUUUAAAAGUCAGGGUAGGCUUGUGAAAAGUUGUCAAACAACAUACUAAAUGUGAAAGUGUCCACCCUCACUCUAAACUUUCCCUGUUCCAAGUAUGAAUUAAAAGAUUCUUCAUUGGGUUUUAUAUAGUAACUUUACAUUUUGGUAGUCCAAGGAGAAGGGGAGUUGGAACUUGUUGUAAAACAUUGCCGAUUGUAGCCCAUGUCCUGCCUGAAUACCAUUGAUUGAUUGUUUUAUGAAAAGUACCUUUAAUAAAGCUGGAUAUUGUUUGGCUUGGA
Rhineura floridana is the source of this 1453-nucleotide messenger RNA. RefSeq names its product high mobility group nucleosomal binding domain 2 (gene HMGN2). NCBI's taxonomy places the organism in Eukaryota, Metazoa, Chordata, Lepidosauria, Squamata, Rhineuridae. The transcript is spliced from 6 exons. Gene Ontology annotation, cellular component: chromatin; nucleus. Bases 301 to 573 code for a protein of 90 amino acids. Gene Ontology annotation, molecular function: nucleosomal DNA binding. The record is from RefSeq and is a predicted model, not a curated record. Gene Ontology annotation, biological process: chromatin organization.